GUUUAUUGGCGAACGACCACAAGGCAAACAGCCUAAUUUUCCUAUCAAUUACAACGGAAUCAUUUCAGGUUUUUGAUUAAAAAAUAUUCGGAGGAGUGAUUUUGCUUUUGGAACCUAGGACAUCACCAUGCGGAGACCGAAAGUCCUAGUGACCCACCGGCAGGUGCAACCGGUGGCUUUGGAACGUUUGAAAAGGGAAUGCGAUGUGAUUCUACCGGAUGUGGAUUUUCCUACCAGAGCGAACAUACUGGAUCUCUGUCCCGGAAUCGAUGGGUUACUGUGGACCAGUUAUAAGAUGAAGCUUGAUCACGAAAUUCUCCAAGCGGCAGGACCCAAACUGAAGGCUGUUUCCCUUACGAUGAACGGGGUAGAUUGUGUGGAUUUGGACGAACUGAUCUCUCGCAACAUUCCCCUCGGGCAUACACCACACAUACCGAAUGAAGCAGUGGCAGAUCUAGCGAUCGGGCUCAUGAUCACAGCCAGCAGUGCUAUAUUCUCCUCACAUGACUCCGACUCCCAUGCGGGCACGUGCAUUCAAGGAUCCACAGUUGGAAUCGUCGGUUUCGGUGGAAUUGGUGAACUCAUCGCGAAAAGAUUGCAAGGAUUCGACGUGCAAACGAUGCUUUACUGCGGGCAUAGUGUGAAAGAAAACGCAAAGAAAUUCAACGCCCAGUUUGUGGCAAGAGAAGAACUACUUCGGCGUUCCGAUUACGUGUUCAUAGCCUGUCCGCUGACGCCGGACUCCUUGCGGAUGUUUAAUCGAGAAACAUUUUUGAUUAUGAAACCAACAUCCGUGAUCAUUAAUGUGGCUCGCGGAGCUAUCGUGGAUGAGCAGGCACUUAUGGACGCGCUGAAAAGUGGACGAAUACGAGCCGCUGCACUGGACACGGUCACCACGGAACCAAUUCCAGCGGAUAGUGAAUUGUUUCAUCUUCCAAACUGUGUGAUCAUUCCACACUUGGGGACGGCUACGAAGAAAACGCGAGAUCAAAUGGCUUUGCGUGCUGUAGACAAUCUAAUCGCAGGAAUGCGCGGGGAAACAAUGCCAUCGCAAUAUUUCAAACCCAAAACUGCAAACUAA
Molecule: messenger RNA, 1081 nt
Organism: Anopheles coustani
Lineage: Eukaryota; Metazoa; Arthropoda; Insecta; Diptera; Culicidae
Product: glyoxylate reductase/hydroxypyruvate reductase-like
Exons: 4
Coding region: 128-1081 (317 amino acids)
Cellular component (GO): cytosol
Molecular function (GO): NAD binding; hydroxypyruvate reductase [NAD(P)H] activity; hydroxypyruvate reductase (NADH) activity
Source: RefSeq, a predicted model, not a curated record